AACGGGGCGUACCUACCGUGCACCGCCCCGUAGUGUAUAGCCCGGCACUCCCGGAAGCAGUGCGCGACGCAACGCUGUUGGACCUGUGCCGCGGCCCUGCGCGUGUGUGUGUGCGUGUGCGUGAAGGCGGGUAAUGCCACUGCACUGACUUGGUGCGGCGCCAUGGCCGGCUUGCCGUGCGGCCCGCACUGCUUGUGGGGCGCGGCGCUGCUGUUGGCGGCGACGGCCUCGGUGGCCAGGGUGACGUGCGGCACCGAGCACCACGACAUCAUGCACCUGCAGCGGCUGCGGAAGAACCUGCUGUGCCUCUACGACCGCGACGCAGGGCCCUCGGUGUCGCCGGGGAACCGCACCAACGUGCGGUACAUCUUCCUGCGCACGCGCUUCGACGUGGACGAGGCCGCCAACGCGCUGGUGCUGUUCGGCUACAUCAUGUUCGUCUGGAAGGACGAGUGGCUGCACUGGGACCCGCAGAAGUACCGCAACGUCAGCAGGGUGUACGUCGAGGCGGACGAGAUCUGGACGCCCACCAUCGCCACGGUGGAGAACCCGACCAAAGUGCUCGGCGCCGGCCAGGCCCUCAUCAUGAACGGCACGGUGUUCUGGACGAUGCACGCGCCGCUGCGGGCGCCCUGCAUCCACGACCCGUCCAGCUGGCCCCACGACAAGAUGGUGUGCACGAUCACCAUGGUCAACCUCAACCCGGCCGUCAGCAUGCUCGAGCCCCGCGCCACCCAGCUCAACAACGUUAAGUGGGGGAACAACCAGGGCUGGAGCAUGGACAAGCUGAGGGUGAAGAGGAUGCCCAAGUUCGCGCCGAUGGGGUUCAACGACAGCGUGGUGCUGACGUUCACGAUGCUGCGCCAUGUCGCCAAACAGGAGUCCACCACGGUGUGGCCGGUGGCGCUGCAGCCCGUGCUGCUGGCCGCGUCCAUCGGGCUGCCCGCCGACUCGCCGCACCGGCCGCUGCUGCUGUGCACCCUGGUGCUGGUGCAGGUGCUGCUGAGCGUGGUGGUGCCCAUGGGCAUCGUGGUGGUGGGCGACGUGGCGCCGCGUGUGGUGCUGCUGAUGCGUGACCUGCUCGUCGUCACGGCCGUCGCCGUGCUGGAGUGGACGUGGGCACGCUGGAUGCUGUCCCGGCCGGAGCCGCAGCCGCCGUCGCCGUCCAACGCGCUGCUCGACCUCGCCGACAAGCUGGCCGUCGUCCUGGUGCUGCCCGGCCCCGGCGCGCCCAAGGCCGCCCGCACGGUGGUCCUGGUGGACCGCGCGUUCGACGUACUGCUGGUCGUGGUGUGCGCCGUGCUCCUGGGGAGGCUGCUGCCUUGACAACGCGCCGCGACGCGCUGAGGAAACGCCCGUGCUUUCUCGAGGACGCCGAGUAAACGAAACAUUUUUCACAAUUUUAAUUUAUUGAUUGUUGAGACUUUUUCUCGCGAGGUCUCUGAAAUUGCGAACCCUCCCAAACUUAUCGUUCGGAAAGAAAAUAAAGGACAGAAUUUGAAACGAGCAUUUAUGUU
Molecule: messenger RNA, 1517 nt
Organism: Thrips palmi
Lineage: Eukaryota; Metazoa; Arthropoda; Insecta; Thysanoptera; Thripidae
Product: neuronal acetylcholine receptor subunit alpha-10-like
Exons: 5
Coding region: 163-1326 (387 amino acids)
Biological process (GO): monoatomic ion transmembrane transport; chemical synaptic transmission; nervous system process
Cellular component (GO): synapse; neuron projection; membrane
Molecular function (GO): neurotransmitter receptor activity; extracellular ligand-gated monoatomic ion channel activity; transmembrane signaling receptor activity
Source: RefSeq, a predicted model, not a curated record